Exaiptasia diaphana is the source of this 1262-nucleotide messenger RNA. RefSeq lists its product as uncharacterized. The record is from RefSeq and is a predicted model, not a curated record. NCBI's taxonomy places the organism in Eukaryota, Metazoa, Cnidaria, Anthozoa, Actiniaria, Aiptasiidae. Bases 90 to 1175 code for a protein of 361 amino acids. The transcript is spliced from 2 exons.
GUUCCGACCUUAACGACAAAAAAAUUCAUUACACUUUGACAACUUUUUGAAAAAACUUUUCCUUUUAAAUGUAGAUCUCAUUUAGAAAAAUGACAACUAAAUCUGUCCCAGCCAAGCGUCAUAUCUGUGUGUGGACCCACCCCGAAGGCUCAACGCCGGCUGUUAGAGUGUUAGUCGAAGAAGGAAAAAUCAGAGCCGAGAAUCUUCUCCGCAUCGCUUCUAAGACACUUAAUAUCUUCGAGUGUAAUCUGAGUUUCUUUGGUUUGUUUAAAGGGAUUGAGCGUCCAACUAAAAAAUAUGGCAACAAUGAGAUGAUAUACUUGCCAUGUAAAGAGAUUAUUUCCAUUCAGCGAUGGUCCUUCGAUAUUCCUCGGGAAAAGAAACUUCUGAAAACCGAUGCCGGCGCUCUUCACGUCCUGGCAUUGCAGUGUAAAUCAGAUCUUAAAGCUGGMAGAAUCAAGGCAAAGCCAGAAGAUAUCCCUGAGYUSAAAGACUAUGCGAAUCCUCAGUUUCCAUCUGAUAAGCAGUUUGUGGAAAAGUGUCAGACGUUGGUAGGGUACGCAUCGGUUCAUUUCAACGACUGUGUUGUCCAGAGUGACAUCUCAGUUAAAGAUUUGUCAUURAGUGAGGGUACAGAUUUAUUACUUGUGGCAAGUCCACGAGGACUUAUGUUUAAGACAGAGAAAGUAGUUUUCUUUGCACCAUGGCGUAAAAUUCGUCGCUGGUCAGAAGUACAAGGCAACAGUGUUCAUUUUGAAAUCUUUUUCACUGAUGAGAUGAGAUUUGAGUGGAUUGAAGUUGAAUCAAACCAAGCGGCAUAUCUCAUGGCUGUAAUUGCAGAGUUUGUGUUCAUAAUAAAACGAGAGUCUGAAGAACCAACAUUCAAAACACCAAAAUGGAUAAAAAACAAAAUGGCAAAUCGGAUAACGUGGAAAAUGAUCAAAAAGGAGCUCUUUUCUUCCAAAAAAGAGAAAGCUGAAGGCGAAGAAGGAGAAGGGGAGGAAGAAGAUGACGAAGAAGAAGAAGAGGAUGAAAGUGACGACGAUGAAGAAGCAGAAAUGAUUCAUCGUCUUGAUAGUAUUUACGAUGAAGCAAGCUCCGAUGAGUCUGGUGACGAGGGYGGGGUAGCACGUGCGUCUGGAUCACGCACUAAAACACGCUACCGGCCAAGCUGAUUGGUUCAAACAUCUAUUAGUAUAGUAWGRACAUCAGUCAAUCAAAAAACAAACAAAGAAUUAAUUAAAGCUACAAGACUAGCAUGA